AUGCGCCCUGCUUCUGCUCGUGUUACCCGAGGCCGCAGCUCGCCGCACCCCCUCCCGCGCCGCCGCCGCCGCACCGCUGUUUCUCAGGGCCCAGCGCCCGUCGACCACCCAUGCCGCCUCCCGCUCGAGCUCCUCCCCCGCGAAUAUGCUGCUGCGUCGGUCCGCAUUGGCCCUACUGAGGUACUGAAGCUGGUCAUCUCCCACCAUCAGCAAACCGACCUCACGUACGAUGAAUUGGAUCGAGCAAGCAAUGCCCUUGCCCGAGGGUUGCAAAAUCUUGGGGUGAAGAAAGGUGACCGUAUCGCCGUGUCUUUGGGCAACAACAUUGAAUAUGCAACUGUGACCUAUGCACUCUUCAAGCUCGGCGGUAUCCUCGUCCCUCUAAAUCCAGCCUUCAAUGCUGCCCAGGUCGUAUCCGCGCUCUCCCAUCUCGAGGCAUCGCACUUGAUCAUCGGCACCGAGACGAAUCUUCCCCGCAAGGAGCCACGAUCCAAUGUUCCGCUUUUAACUCACCUGCUGCCCAACCUUCGGGGCAACUCAGGGAUCGAGUCAGAGCUCGUCCCCUCUUUGAAGGGAGUUGUAAUUGUGGACAACUCCGACGGUCGAGUUGAUCCUGAUGAAUUCCCCUGUUUGACCAAAUUUGAAGAUGUUGCACCCCGAGGAAUUGAAGCCCAGCUACCUCUUCCCGAUCAAAUGCUCCAUCCCAAUGACAUCAUAAAUAUUCAAUUCACCUCAGGCACGACCUCUAUGCCAAAAGCAGCAUGUUUGACACACCGGUCGAUUCUGAACAACGGCAACAGCAUAGGAGACAGGAUGCUUUUAACGCCAGAAGACAUUGUUUGCUGUCCACCUCCCCUCUUCCACUGCUUCGGCUGCAUUCUCGGCUACAUGGCAACUGCCACCCACGGCUCAACCAUCGUCUUCCCCACCGAGUCCUUCAACGCGGAAGCCGCGCUGCGCGCAGUGCAGCAAUAUGGCGCCACCGCGCUCUACGGCGUGCCUACCAUGUUCCUCGCCGAGCUUGAGCUGCUCGCUUCGGGCGCCGUGCCAGCAACAGGUCUCUCGCAGCUCCGCACGGGCAUCGCGGCCGGAAGCUCCAUCCCGGCGGAACUGAUGCGGAAGCUGCACCGCGUGCUCAAUCUGACCGAGCUCACCAUCUGCUACGGCAUGACAGAAACCAGCCCUGUCAGCGCGAUGACGACGACCGACGACCCGCUGCAGAAGCGCAUUGAGACGGUCGGCCGCUUGCUGCCGCACGUCACAGCCAAGGUCGUGUGCCCGACGGAUCGGACGAAGGUGCUGGGUGUGGGCGAGAGAGGCGAGUUGGUUGUGAGCGGGUACUUGACGAUGAAGGGGUAUUGGGGCGACGCGGAGAAGACGGCGGAGGUGUUGGUGCCGGAUGAGGUGGGGAAUAUGUGGAUGCACACGGGCGACGAAGCCAGCAUUGAUGCCGACGGCUACGUCUCUAUCACCGGCCGCAUCAAAGACCUCAUCAUCAAGGGCGGCGAGAACAUCCACCCGCUCGAAGUCGAAAACUGCCUGCUCGCCCACCCGGCCGUCUUCGAGGUCUCUGUCGUCGGCCUGCCGGACGAGCGCUACGGCGAGGUCGUUGCCGCUUUCGUCAUCGUACACGAAGGCAUGGAGGGGAGCGUGGACGCGGACGGGAUCCGGGACUGGGUCAGGCAGCUGCUCAGCCAUCACCUCGUCCCCAAGUACGUGUUUUGGACGGAUGGCCUCCCCAAGACGGCGAGCGGGAAGAUUCAGAAGUUCAAGUUGAAGGAGGAGGGGGUCAAGUUGGUGGCGGAGGGAAAGGGGUUGGAGUAG
Messenger RNA from Lasiodiplodia theobromae, 1824 nucleotides. Its product is annotated as AMP-dependent synthetase/ligase. Gene Ontology annotation, biological process: fatty acid metabolic process. NCBI's taxonomy places the organism in Eukaryota, Fungi, Ascomycota, Dothideomycetes, Botryosphaeriales, Botryosphaeriaceae. The coding region runs from base 1 to 1824 and encodes 607 amino acids. The record is from RefSeq and is a predicted model, not a curated record. Gene Ontology annotation, molecular function: medium-chain fatty acid-CoA ligase activity. The transcript has 6 exons.